UCAAUUUGAAAAAAUAAACUGCUCAUCUGUUUUAGAUUUCUAUUUUCAGACAUUUACAAAAAACAACCCCAAAAAUAUCCGUUAAAAUUAUACAAAAAGUAACCAAAAUGCCGUUUUAUGUAAACAACAACCCUUAUCGAUAUUUUUAGCUAAACAGGUCCCAUCUGUCCCGUAUCCCAGUCGCGUCCUAACUGUAUCGCGCGUCACAUGUGCCCCGCGCUCUCUCGCAUUUCUGAUCGCCUGGUACUUUGUGAACUUGUGUGUGUUAGUUUCAUGUGGGUUCAAGCAAUUCUUGUUUGAUCAACUGAAAAUGAACUAGAGGAGUUGAAACAACAUGGAUCGGAGAUAAUACUAAGAUGUUGGUAAAUAAAGACAAUGUGCUAAGAACUAUAAGAACUGAAUCAUGGUGCGCGGUGGUUGUGUGUGCGGUGCUGGCUGCGCUGGUGAUGGAGACAGCUGCCCUAAAUGGGGACAACGUCUGCAUGGUGAAACAGAAGUACAACAUAACGAAGAGGGUAAAGUAUCGAGCUCCGAUGUCAGUUCGCACAUACGAGUGGUGCUUCUCCAUGCCACCGAGGUGCUCCAAAUGGAACACCGAGAUGAGGGACUUAACGAGGCUCGAGACAGAAGAAAGAAUUGCUGAGGUGGCAGUGUGCUGUCCGGGCUAUAAAAUGAUGGACGUAUCCUGCGUUCCUAUUUGCCCUAACGGAAAAACGGGACCUGGAUGUUCGGAAGAUUGUCCAGAUAACAAAUGGGGUCCAAAUUGCAUUCACGAAUGUAAAAGAUGUAAGAAAGGGUUCUGCUCACCCCUAACGGGUGAAUGCGAGUGUUUAGACGGAUGGCAAGGUGAGAGUUGUGAUGCGAGCAUGCCCCCAACGACAGCAACAACGUCGUUAGAAGAGUUACUAACAGUAUUUAGUACUAAAACUACUACUCUUAAUACUACUCCUAGAGUCGAAACGCCUAGGACAACGCUGGCCACUCCUAUAACUACUGUACAUAUUCCUAGUACUCGAGCAACGACUCGUAGCACUCCGGUAACUACUCCUAAAACUACAGUUACUCAAUCUGUGACCACAGCAACUACUUCUGCGCCUACAGUAACUACUUCUACAGCAAAAAUCACGACUGUACCUAUUACAAGUCCUCCAUCUACAAGUCCUUUCUUAACCACCACUUUAUCGAGCACAACGCAAGUACUAACCACACAAACUGAGAAGAAAACCGAAGUAACACCUUUAAUAACUUCAACAGAAGUUCCAAAAAAAAUUGACGUAAAGGAUAACAUUACGUUGUUUAUUACUAGCACUGAAAAAGUUUUUCCAACUACUAGUGCAACAACGCAGAAGAUCGAACUCACUUCAAUUGAGAAUAGAACUGAGACAACGGAAACACCUCCAACAACAGAAUCAAUCAUUGUAAUCAAAACUGUACCUACGGUAAAUGUGCAACAAAAACCUUUAGAGAUUAUUACCACUACAGAGAAGACAAAAACGACAAUUCCACCAACAACAUUGAAGGAAACAACAAUUAAACUUGAACAAACAAAAAAGGAGACCACAAUACGAAUUCUGCCAACAACCGUGAAAUUUAAACCAAAAGAAAUAUGGAUCAGGCCAGCUCAAAAAGGUGAAUCUCCUAUUGUUGAAACAAAGAUUAAAACCACUCAUGAAUUUCCAAAGUACAGAAGUGCUAUCAACAAUAAUAAAGAGCUGACUCCAGUGAUAACAACACCGAAGACCAUAAUCGUGUCUAUAAUACCAACAUCGGUGUCGUAUUCAACAUUCAAAAAGAUUGCUUUGACUUCGUCGUAUAUGUCAACCAAGAGCAACUCAUCAGUAAUUUCAGAUAAUAGAACAGAACAUGAAUUUACAAAACCUAUGGUCGUUGUAACUUCAACACCUUUAGCAAAACUGAGUACACUUUCAAAGAAAGACUUGAUAUCUACAAAAUAUUUUACAAAAUCGUCACAUUUAGCCAGCACUUCUGUUACUCCUAAAGAACCUUCAACUAAAUUAGUUACUUUAGUAACAAAAUCUUCAGAAGUAACUAAAACUAUAUCUCACAUUAAUAGAACUAACAGCAUGAUGACUGAUAUUAACCAGAAUGUUUCUUCAACUUCUUCACCAAUAACUUCUUCUUAUACGAUAAGAACUACGUUGAAACAGAAAGAUUCACCUACAAACCUCACCACUAGACAUUUUAAGUCUUCCAGUACCGCACAAUCUUCAACUGAGAGAACAACUAAACACUUUGUAAAACACGUAACGCAUAAGAAAGUGAUCGUAGCACCAGUAACAAAACAUAUAAUUACGACUAAUACGCCAAAGACAGUAGAAACAGAAUUUAAAAAGGCUAAUGUUUCUAACAAUAAUCAAAUCAAAGCCAUCACAGAUGGACCGAUGGAUGAUGAAGAAUUUCAUAUUUUGACAGAGCCCGAACAUAUAACAGCAGUUAUGGGAGAAAAGGGGACAGAAAGAUCAUCAGUUGACUUAAUAUCAGUGAUAAGUAUAGCAGGAGGAGUUAUGAUGGCGGUCAUCACUGUAGCAGUGAUUAUUGUAAUGAUAGAGAGGUGUAAGAAGCCGAGAUACGACGACGUAAGGAAAAUUAAUGAUAUUAGAAUGCAGGUGAUGAUAGAUAAUAAUGAUGUGCCGCCUCCAUAUGUAAGAAGCAUAUUUCACACACCUUUACCUGAUCCACCUAACUUAGAAAAAUGUCAUUAUCAACCAAUAUCGACUUUGGACAGGAAUUUAAAGCAAUUUAUGAGACCGGUCGUCGUUCAAACAAUUUCUCCCAUUAUGUUAGAAAAUUUCAGAGGUAUUCUUGAGUGUCAUUAUGAUCAUUUACCAAGGAGGAGCCAUGAUUUCGAAACAAUUCGGACCCGUUCUUCAAUAGCGCCAUCUAUGAACGACUGUGGUGAACUACGUCAUCUUCGGACUAGCAUGACUGAGUCGGCAAUCGAAGCAAUGAAAUGCGAAGCCAAACUUGAUGUGAUAGACAACACGACAUCGGAACCACUUUAUGCCGAGAUUCCGUGUUGGCGACCACCUUCAGAACAUGCGAUUGAAAUAAUGAACUUAAAUGGAGAAGCCAUUACUGAGUUAUGACCGCCAUGUUCGGUUAAAGUUUACCAGCUGUUCUCCAGUGUUCCAACAGAUGGCGCUUGAGCGUACAAUACCACCAAAGAUUAAUAAUUAUUGUUUGUGUGAAAUAGCUAUUAAUUAUAUUAUUUUUUAAUUGUAAUGAAUGUAAUUGAGUCGUGAAUAAAUUAUGAGAAUCAAA
Trichoplusia ni (cabbage looper) is the source of this 3282-nucleotide messenger RNA. RefSeq lists its product as uncharacterized. The record is from RefSeq and is a predicted model, not a curated record. NCBI's taxonomy places the organism in Eukaryota, Metazoa, Arthropoda, Insecta, Lepidoptera, Noctuidae. The transcript has 8 exons. Bases 357 to 3107 code for a protein of 916 amino acids. Gene Ontology annotation, molecular function: protein binding.